GCUUACAUGUCAAGCGCUAACAUGGAUAGCAUAUUUUAGAAGAAAAUUAGCUGCACGUUCUGGUCAUUAAUGAUAUGAAACAUUCGAAACAGCGUAAUUUAUUCUCAUAGUUUCAAGGAAUCCAAUGGUUGUCGUUUAUGUACUGUAACGGUUAUUAUUUUCGGGCAACCGCGGGAUGUUAUCAAACGUCAACUGUGUCAUAACGUGGGGUUUUAGGAGGUCGUUGGGCAACAUCAGAGAAGUUACGCUUUCUUUUCCUCCAAAUGUCACAAAAGGACGAUUCUGAAAAUGACAUAUGGGAUUAUAAGCCUCUUGAGAAGAAAAAGAAGAGACAGAAAUCGCCAUCUGCAGCUACAACUGUCACUAAAAGAAGAUGCGCAUCCAGAAAAACAUCCAAGAGAGCCACUGCCCUCUCAGUCAAAAAGGCACCUGAAAGGGCUGAAAAAGUCAAGACAGCUGAAGGCGGAGACUGUGGGACUGUGGUUAAUGUAAACGGACAAGCUAGCAGAGAGACACCCUCAAAGUUAGCUCCCAUUAAUGAGACAGUCCAAACACACAAUGCUGCUGAGGGACCAUCCUCUGGAGACUUUUGUCCAAUGUGUCAGAUGCCCUUUUCCAUCCUGGUGGUACAGUCUCAAAGAUGGCAUGUUGCUGAAUGCCUUGACAUCCCCAGAGACAAAUGCCAAGAGUGUCCAGAUGGUCUACAGUGCUCCUCCACCAUCCCAAACCAUUUCAAGAAAUUCAACCACACACUCCUGGCCCAUAGUCGGGCAAACAGUGAUACAGCCCUCCUGAGUCUGUCCGAGCAGGCUGAAACCAGCGGGGAGAGCAGCAACCUCAGUUGUCUCCCAGGACUCAUAAACAAUGAGGUGGAUGACUCCUCCUUAGAGACUUCACAGGACAGCGCUGUCAGUCUUUCUGUCUCAUCUCCGCUCAAUAAAAACACCGGAACACCUCCGUCUAAGCUUACAAAUGGACUUCUGUUUCUGCGCUCACCUGGCCCAGAGGAUUUUAAGAAAAAGAAAGGCUGGUCAUCCUCUGCUAAAGGCCACAAGCCUAUCAGUGCUUCCCAAGAAAGUAAAACAGAGCUGUCAUCCACUCCUGUAAAGGAAGACUGGGGAGGACAGGCUUGUGAAGGUUUUCCCAAAAGUGAGCCUUCUCCUGAAAAUGAUGACAUCAUAUCCUACUCUCCUCUCUCUGAGUUCCCUGCAGAGACUGAAGUCAAUAAUAGUGAGUGUAGAAAAGUCCUUUUCAAUGAUGAUGCAUUUGAAAAUGAAGAUGAAGACUCAAUGGAACUGUUUAAUGAUGGCUUCUCAAGUGAGGAUGAGCUCCUAACUCAAUUUAUAGAUAAUUUAGAUUCCAAUAAUGUGCCAGUAAAGGAUCUAUCUUCAUCAAACUCCCAGCUGGAGUCAAUUACCUCGUUAGCACCCACUAAUCAACUGGCAGUUGCUGAAAACAGAGCUGAUUGCACAGGUGGAAAAGGAGCUCAUGGUAAAUCUAGUAGUGCCAUCAGUGCUUGUAAGACUAGCAUUCAGUCUCCACAGAGUAUUGUUUUAGAGCGUCUGAGAGAAACUCUUCUAAGCUCAGAUAACCUGUGUAGCAAAAAUUUGAAUGACAGUAUUCAGUCAGAGCAGUCUCAAGCAAAUUCUCAUCAAGUGCCUUCGUCUCAAACCUCCACUGUACAAAGACCUCAAAGCAUGCCACUGCAGAAGGGACAGAGCAAGACCGGUCAGGCCUCUGGUCUCAAGCAGACGGACAUUGGGGUGUUUUUUGGUCUCAAACCCCUCAAGGAGAAGGAGAAGGAGGCCAAGAGUGGACCAAAUGAACUCAACACUACCUCUGUUCCAGCACUUGUUGAGAACUCAGGACAGAGACGUCAAAGAAGAGAGAGGCAGAGGAGGAGUAAGGUUGACACAACCACAGAUACCUCACAGGGGAUGGUGACUGUAGAUAGCAAUGAUGUUGGGAAUGCUCAGGGAAAAACCAGUAGAGAUUGGAGAAGAAGUAGGUGGAACAGAGUGAACGCUGAUGGAGAGGUAGAAUUACAACGUUGCCCGUUCUACAAGAAGAUUCCAGGCACAAAGUUUGUCAUAGACGCCUUUCGGUACGGGGAGAUCGAGGGCAUCACUGCCUACUUCCUAACACAUUUCCACUCAGACCACUACGGAGGGUUGACGAAGAACGCCACAGUUCCAAUCUACUGUAACAGAAUUACAGGGAACCUGGUGAAAAGCAAACUGAAGGUGGCGGAGCAGUAUGUCCACAUCCUCCCAAUGAACACCCCGGUGACUGUGGACGGAGUCAGGGUGAUCCUCCUGGAUGCCAACCAUUGUCCAGGAGCUGCCAUGCUGCUGUUCUUCCUGCCUGAUGGACAGACAGUCCUCCACACUGGAGACUUCAGAGCUGAUCCCUCAAUGGAAACCUACCCUGAGUUACUCAGCUGCAGGGUGCAGACACUCUACCUGGACACCACCUACUGCAGCCCUCAAUAUACCUUCCCCAGACAGCAAGAGGUCAUCAACUUCGCUGCCAGCACAGCCUUCGAACUGGUGACGCUCAACCCACGUACACUGGUGGUAUGUGGAUCCUACUCUGUGGGGAAAGAGAAAGUCUUUUUGGCACUGGCAGAGGUCCUGGGGUCUAAAGUGUGCCUCUCUAGGGACAAAUACAACACCAUGUGUUGCCUGGAGUCAGAGCAAGUCAGACAACGUAUAACCACUGACUGGAAGGCAGCCCAGGUCCAUGUACUGCCCAUGAUGCAGCUCUCCUUCAAAAAACUGCAGGAUCACCUGGCACGGUUUUCACAACGAUAUGAUCAGCUGGUGGCCUUUAAACCGACUGGCUGGACCUUCAGCCAGCAGGUGGAAUCAGUGGAGGACAUUCAGCCUGAGAUCAGUGGCAACAUUUCCAUUUAUGGGAUCCCAUACAGUGAACACAGCAGUUUUCUGGAGCUGAAGCGUUUCGUCCAGUGGAUCCAGCCUCUCAAGAUCGUUCCCACGGUCAACAACGGCAGCUGGGCGAGCAGGAAGGCUAUGGAGAAGUGCUUUAGUGAGUGGCUCAUGGAAACUAAAGCUAAACUGUAGCUUGUUUAUGGUUAAACUGUUAAACUCUAAUGCUGGUUGGUAGUAAGGGCAAACCAAUUGAUUCUCAAAUCCCAUAUGACCAUGGGGAGCAAUUAUAUUUUAACACUAACACUUGAUUACUGAGCUCAUAUCAAUAGCUUUUUAACACUAAAAAAAUGCAGUAUGAAGGUUUUGCUUUUAUCCAUGAUGGGCUGAGUUAAAAUAAUUGUGGAAGCUGUUUUGGGUAAACAUGAUCUGAGGUUGGGCACAAAUCAUGAACCACAAUCAGACCUCCUGUCAUCCAGAAGUAUUUUACAUUGGAACUCAAUUAAUUGGAUGUGUGGCUUCCUGCUGUGGCCACUUCCAGUUUGACCAUGGUUUGUCACCAAAAUGGAAGUCAUGCUGUGAAACUGUGCAAUUGCUGCUUCCCAGUGUCUGUAUUUUUUGUAUGAUAUCAAAGACUUAAUGCUGAAAAAAUAAAUGUUUUUAAACGUUCUUUUAA
Molecule: messenger RNA, 3564 nt
Organism: Lates calcarifer (barramundi perch)
Lineage: Eukaryota; Metazoa; Chordata; Actinopteri; Centropomidae
Gene: dclre1a
Product: DNA cross-link repair 1A (PSO2 homolog, S. cerevisiae)
Biological process (GO): protection from non-homologous end joining at telomere; interstrand cross-link repair; double-strand break repair via nonhomologous end joining
Molecular function (GO): damaged DNA binding; 5'-3' DNA exonuclease activity
Source: RefSeq, a predicted model, not a curated record